AUGGCCUCGGCUACUCUCAAGUCACGGGCGAACGGUUCAAGGGACCGCCCGCCUUUGCGACUGAAACUGGGACUUUCGACUCUCUCUGAGCUGGUGAUGAAGGUUGAGUUGCCGUCGUCGGGUCGUCUGAUGUGGGAAUCGAAUGAUGUUCCGGAUUUAGUACGUUUGUUGGAGAUGAGAUGGUUCAACAACACCAAAGACUAUGCUUGGCGUUAGCACAGUCCGAUCUCAGUUGGUGAUGGGAUUUGAGAUUUUUGAUGUCAAAAAAGAAAAAGCAAUCUGA
Molecule: messenger RNA, 283 nt
Organism: Hymenoscyphus albidus
Lineage: Eukaryota; Fungi; Ascomycota; Leotiomycetes; Helotiales; Helotiaceae
Source: the annotation of a GenBank genome assembly